This is a messenger RNA of Rotaria sp. Silwood1, 540 nucleotides long. The record is from the annotation of a GenBank genome assembly. Lineage: Eukaryota; Metazoa; Rotifera; Eurotatoria; Philodinida; Philodinidae.
AUGAAUUUUGCUGUAACAAUUGCAUUAUAUGCAACAAUACAAAAAGAACUUGGUCAACCAUUAUUAUUUCCUGGAAAUAGAAAAGCAUGGAAUCGAAUAUCCGAUCAUUCAACAGCUUCGAAUAAUGCACGUUUUCAACUAUGGACAGUAUUAAAUAAAAACAUUCGUAAUGAAAUAUUCAAUAUUGCUAAUGGUGAUUUGGUUCGAUAUCGAGAUUUAUGGCCAAAAAUUGAAAGUUAUUUUAAUAUUCCUCAUCAUGAACAAAUAUUAAAUGAAAAUGAAGUACAAAUAAAAUUAGCAGAAUAUAUGCCAAAAAAUAAAGAUGUUUGGAUUCGUAUUGCUCAAAGAGAAAAUCUUGAUGAAAAAGCUUUUGAUUAUGCGACAUGGGCCUUUGCAGAUGGUUCUCUGAAGUCACCAAAUGAUAGACACGGUGAUUUAAGUAAAGCACGUCGAUUUGGUUGGACAAUAGAAGUUGAUACCUUUGAUGGUUAUAUACAAUGUUUUGAUCGAUUGAAACAAUUGAAAGUAAUUCCUGCGUAA